Messenger RNA from Aspergillus luchuensis, 1161 nucleotides. Its product is annotated as LysM peptidoglycan-binding domain-containing protein. Lineage: Eukaryota; Fungi; Ascomycota; Eurotiomycetes; Eurotiales; Aspergillaceae. The transcript has 5 exons. The record is from RefSeq and is a predicted model, not a curated record. The coding region runs from base 1 to 1161 and encodes 386 amino acids.
AUGGUCACGACCAACGCGACCUACUCAACCCGCAACCCCAUCACCUCAUACAACCAGACCAUAACUCCCAUUGACACCGCAUGGCCUCCGACCAAGACCCAUCCCGGCCAGCCCAAAGACUGUGACAAAUGGUAUUUAGUUGCGCCAGGAGACACCUGCAGGUCAAUUUACCAGCGCCACGGCAACAGCAUAACCAUGGACGAGCUACUGGAAUGGAACCCCGACCUUAAAGCAGACUGCGACUACCCCAUCGCCGGCUACUGGGUGUGCGUGGGUAUCAAACGUCCCGCUCUAACCAUAAUCUAUCCCACCACCAACGACACAGUCCCCGAUCCCACUCCCUGGACGCCGCGUCCCACUCCAACGGAGACAUCCGUCUACCCACCGACCAAAACCCAACCCGGUCUCGCCCCAAGCUGCUCUGCCUUUUACGAAGCUCAGCCUUCCGACACCUGCGACCAAAUCCUCGCCAGCAACCCCAUGCUGAAAUUUCCUCUCCUGUUGGAAUGGAACCCAGCCCUGAAAUCAGACUGCUCCGGUAUCCUUCCAGGCUACUUCUACUGCAUCGCAGCCUACAACGACACCAACCGCCCCGCCCCGCCCACCGUCACUAACCAACCCUAUCCGCUAAAGCCAGGCACAGCCAAGAACUGCACGGCCUGGUACAAGAGUGAUGAUGGUGAUACGUGCGACUUGAUCGUGGAGAUGUUUGGCACGUUCGAUAAAGCACAGUUUGUGGCGUGGAAUCCCGAUAUCGGUGUUGAAUGCUAUGGUUUGGAGAGCGGCUACUACUACUGCGUCGCCGACCCCAGCACUCCCAAGACUCGAACAAGGCCCGUAAUUACUGCCAUGAGCUUCCCCACGGCCCAUCCGCGUCGUCAACCGGGCGUUACUAAGGACUGUAAUAAAUGGUGGCUUGUGUCGAUUCACGACGACUGCUACGACAUCAUGCACUUUAACGGCAUCACCAUGGCAGAUCUGUAUACCUGGAAUCCGGCUCUCUCGGGAAAGAGAAACUGUCUGGAGGGGUUGGUUCCUGAUACGGAGGUUUGUGUGGGUGUUAUGUCGUCGUCGUCUUCUACUACUGCUGCUCCUUCGAGUACUGUUCCAGAUGCUUCUUUUAGGACUGGAUUGGUUACAGUUAUUGGGGGAAGGGAUUGA